AUGGCACUCCGGCACCCUGGAAGGGCAGGGGGCCCUGGGCAAGCGGGCGUCACCAGCAAGGCCGUGCUCUCUUUGCAGAAAGACACGGGUUCCUGUAUGAAACCUCCGGGGUCUGGCCGCGUUUCUCUUGGCAGGUCGCCUCCUUUGGUGCUUCCCCGACGACCCCCACCCGAUUUGCCCUGGCGGGGCGUCCACACGCUCGUCGUCUCCCUGAGCGACCGUGACCUGAAGGACGCCAUGCAGGAGGCCCAGGGUGUGGGCUCCAUGAGACGGCUGAGGCAGUGUGGGCCCAGGAAACAUGAUGUGUUCAGGGAGGGCUUUUCCUGGGAUGGCUCAGCCGUCUUCCCAGAAUCACCCAUCAUUAGGAUAUAUCCUGGCACGAUUCGUCCUGUCACUCGGCACAACAUCAGAUACUACACCAUGGCCCUACUGAACAACGUGAAGGAGAGGGCCGCCUGGUGGACACCACACGUCCUCUGGCCCUGGGGCUGUGACAAGCAGUUCUUCAACGCCUCGCUCCAGUUCACCAACAUGGACCCUCUGAUGGAAUUCAUCAACUCUAACUCUGCCUCCAAGCUUGGCCUCUCUGUGGAGCACGCCACACUGGCCGACUACUUCCGUGCCAUGCACACUCACAAUGUCACCUGGAACAUCCACGACCCGGACUUCCUGCCCUAUUCCUCAGAUCCAUUUCAGGCCUGGACCGGCUUCUACGCAUCCCACAGCGGGCUCAAGGGGCUGGCGAGGCGAGUCAGCACACUGCUGUAUGCCGGGCAGUCCGUGUCCACUCGCUACGUGUGGCCGGCCCCCCAGCAGCACCUGGGCCUGGACCGGGCCCUGAAGCAGCCGCAAGGCGGGUCCCAUCCCAUGCUAUGGGUGCAGCACCACGAUGCCAUCCCUGGGACUGAGACGCCCAAGGUGAGGGACACGUACGUGGAGAAUCUGAGCGCGGGGAUGCACGGCGUGCACAAGCUGAUGGCCUCCAUCGUCCAGGACAGGACCCCAGCCCACUCAGACCCAGAACGCGGGGGACACGUUGUCGUGGUCUUCAACCCCUUGGCCUGGACGGUCACCACCAUCAUUACCCUGACUGUGGACUCCUCCUGGGUCAGCAUCACCGAUGCGUCAGGCCACCCGGUGCCUGCACAGGUCCAGAAAUCAAGGGAGAAACAACCUACAUACGACCUGCAUGUGCUGACCAUUCCGGGCCUCAGUUACCGGCACUACGGCAUCAGGAGCACCAAGGGGGCCCAGAUGGGCAUCCACGAACCAGUUGCCACCAUAGUUAGUUCCACCCAGUUUGGGCGCAGGCCGUGGACGUGCACUGGUCCAGGGAUCAGGCACCUGUUGCGGGUGAAGAAUGACAUUAACACCGUGUUCCUGGACCAUGACACCAACCUGAUGCACAGCAUGUGGAAGAGAGAGAGUAACCACAAUGAUACGGAUCCGCAGCCCAUUUCUAAUAACUAUGCGUCUGCACCCAAUGAGACCGCGAAGCGCCCCCGGAAACCAGUGGGAAUGCAGAUUGUGGCGGGGGAGCUCAGGACCGAGAUCCGGCAGUACCCCUCCAGGAGGGUGAGGGACGCGGAUCACACAUAGGCCAUCUACUCCCCACUCACCCACGUCCCACGCAGCCACGGCGGAGAGCUGCUCUGCCGUCGCAUCGAGCAGGAGUGCCGGGGGGGCCCCUUGCAGCAGAACCGCGAGGCCAUCCUGAGGACCAGCGCCAGUCUACCCAACCGCCGGGUCCUCUCCUCGGACAACAGCGGCUGCCGGAUGCAGCGGAGGCACUUCCGAAAAUACACGAACAACAUGAACGACAUCACUCGGAAUCACUACCCCGUGGUUCAGUCCGCCUUCUUCGAGGACGACAGAAGCGGGCUCGUGCUGCUGUCCCAGCAGGCACGCGGCGACUCCAGCCAAGGGAACGGGCACGUGGAGGUCAUGCCCCAUCGCCGGCUGUGGAACAAUUUGGACUGGGGUCUGGAUACCAGCCUCCCGCUGAACGACACCUCCAUCGUCUUCCCUGUGCUCUGGCCGCUGCUGGGACCCCGGCCCCUCACCACGGGCCUGCUCCAGGGGGGGUGGGCGGGCGCGGCAGCCAGAGCUGAACAGUAA
Messenger RNA from Prionailurus viverrinus (fishing cat), 2118 nucleotides. RefSeq names its product mannosidase alpha class 2B member 2 (gene MAN2B2). Lineage: Eukaryota; Metazoa; Chordata; Mammalia; Carnivora; Felidae. Gene Ontology annotation, cellular component: lysosome. Gene Ontology annotation, molecular function: carbohydrate binding; alpha-mannosidase activity. Gene Ontology annotation, biological process: mannose metabolic process. The record is from RefSeq and is a predicted model, not a curated record.